AUGGGUCGUACAUUAGCUAAUGGUACGGCGUCUCACCAAACUUCUAUUCAGAUGGUGGAUGAUGAGGGGCAACAGAAACGGCGUUUCUCAGACUGUGCAAGAAAGUCUCAGCUGUACUGCUCUUUACUUCAAAAGAAUACAUACGAGGAAAAAUACGUCAUAGUGUUGGGAUUUGCUAGCUUAGAGCAAAAGCUAUUAAGUUUAUGA
This is a messenger RNA of Plasmopara halstedii, 207 nucleotides long. RefSeq lists its product as uncharacterized. The transcript has 3 exons. The coding region runs from base 1 to 207 and encodes 68 amino acids. The record is from RefSeq and is a predicted model, not a curated record. NCBI's taxonomy places the organism in Eukaryota, Oomycota, Peronosporomycetes, Peronosporales, Peronosporaceae.